AUGGUGUGCUGGUUAUCACUCCUAGCUAUAGCAGCUGUGGUUGCUGUUGUGGUGUGGCUCAUUGCCCUGGCCAGGUCAGAUGGAGAUUUAAAGCUCAUGUUUUAUGCCAAGUUUGGCAAGCAACCAGACAACCUGGCAGGGAAGGUUGUGUGGAUCACUGGGGCUUCAAGUGGGAUUGGGGAAUACAUCGCUUACUGUUUGGCCGAGGCUGGGGCCAGGCUGGUUCUGUCUGCUCGCAGAACUGAGGAGCUGGAGAAGGUGAAACAGAAAUGUUUGCAGCAAGGGGGGGGGGGGGGACUGUGUGGGUCUACCACUGAUUGUGUGGACUUUGAAUCACACAAACCGGCUGUGCAGAAAGUUCUUGAGUUCUGUAAGAUAUUGUUGUCAAUUGACAUUCUCAUCAACAAUGCUGGCAGAGGUCAGAGGUCACCAUGGAUGGAGGUGGAGCUGGAUGUGGAUCGGCAGUUGUUUGAGGUGAAUGUUCUGGGUCCUGUGUCUCUGACACAGCAGGUGUUGCCUCACAUGUUGCAGAGGAAGCAGGGACAGAUUGUAGUUGUGAGCAGUUUGGCUGGAAAGAUUAGUUCCCCAUACCUGAGAUCAUAUACGGCUUCUAAACAUGCAGUCAAUGGUUAUUUUGAAAGUCUGCGCACAGAGAUGGGUGAGCACAACAUUGAUGUGACAAUCUUGUGCCCAGGGCCUGUGGCGUCAAACAUUUCUUAUGUUGCCGUCACUGGAAAAUUGGGAGAGGUCAGUAGUAGUCCAAUAACUCCUGGAAAGUUGAUGCCUACAGACCGCUGCGCCUACCUCAGUGCUGUGGCUAUCGCUAACAAACUCUACGAGGCUUGGAUUUCUGAAAAUCCAUCGCUGGUCUUCAUGUACCUGUUUCAGUACUUCCCUGAUUUUGCACGCUGUUUCAUGGUAAGAGUUUUAGGUUUGUUGCUACUGGGGGUCAAGGCCAUUGCAACAAUCUUCGAUUGGGAGGGAGUUUGA
Messenger RNA from Candidula unifasciata, 990 nucleotides. NCBI's taxonomy places the organism in Eukaryota, Metazoa, Mollusca, Gastropoda, Stylommatophora, Geomitridae. The record is from the annotation of a GenBank genome assembly.